AUGAUUGCUGGGGGAGGCUAUUUUGAUGGUUCUCAUGAUCAUAUUCUCAUGGAAGGAUCAAUGAUCCAUGAUUCUUCCCAAUCUUCCAUCUAUGACAAUACAGAUGUUGAACAGCAGAACUUCAGACUUGCGCCCUUUAUCAUAGAAGAUCACUCCAAUCCAGCCAACCUUACCUCUGAGCCUGCAAGGGUGAUCGAGCAAAUUCAACACCAGCUUGGGAUUGACAUGGAGCAGGACCAUAGUGAUCACAUGAUCCAAGAAGUUCCUCCAGCAGAAACUGCAAAUUUGGUUCCUGCUGUCUAUGGUGUCCAAGAUCAUAUCCUCAGCCACCAGAUCGAAGGUCCACAUAACAUAACUGUGGAACAACAGGUCCUGGACUAUGACCCUGCAUCAUAUCGGAAUGGCACUUAUGCAGCUGCACAUGAUCUUCUAAAUUCUCUACAGAUCCAAAGGUGCAGUCUGAUUCCUGAAUUUCCUUCGACAGAACAUAUCUUCGGUGAUCCAGCACAGAACAUGGUCAACCAUUUGGACAUUACCAAUGACCUUCAAGGAGUAGCAAUUCAUGAAAGUGGAAUGAUGUUCAGCGAUUCAACUCUACCAUUAGGUUAUCAUGCUACUCAAUCUCAUAUGUUGAAGGAUCUCUAUCAUUCACUACCACAAAACUAUGGGUUAUUUACCAGUGAUGAUGAGAGAGAUGGGAUGGUCGGGGUAGCAGGGGUCUCAGGAAAUAUUUUCCAGGAGAUAGAUGGGAGGCAGUUCGACAGCCCAGUACUGGGGAGUAGAAGACAGAAAGGUGGAUUUGGCAAGGGCAAGGGAAAAGCUAACUUUGCAACUGAAAGAGAGAGGAGGGAGCAGCUAAAUGUGAAGUAUGGGGCUUUAAGAUCACUGUUCCCAAACCCUACUAAGAAUGACAGGGCCUCUAUAGUUGGAGAUGCCAUUGACUACAUCAAUGAGCUUAAUAGAACAGUGAAAGAACUGAAGAUCCUACUGGAAAAGAAGAGGAACAGCACUGACAGGAGGAAGAUACUGACGUUGGAUGAUGAGGCAGCUGAUGAUGGGGAAAGCUCUUCAAUGCAGCCAGUGAGUGAUGAUCAAAACAAUCAGAUGAAUGGGGCUAUAAGGAGCUCCUGGGUUCAAAGGAGGUCCAAGGAGUGCGACGUUGAUGUCCGCAUAGUUGAUGAUGAAAUAAAUAUCAAGUUCACAGAGAAGAAGAGAGCCAACUCUUUGCUUUGUGCUGCAAAGGUUCUAGAGGAGUUUCGUCUUGAGCUCAUCCAUGUUGUUGGGGGAAUCAUAGGAGAUCACCAUAUAUUCAUGUUCAAUACAAAGAUACCUAAGGGCUCUUCGGUGUACGCAUGCGCAGUGGCUAAGAAGCUCCUCGAAGCUGUGGAGAUAAAGAAGCAGACUCUUAAUAUCUUCAACUAG
Molecule: messenger RNA, 1422 nt
Organism: Miscanthus lutarioriparius
Lineage: Eukaryota; Viridiplantae; Streptophyta; Magnoliopsida; Poales; Poaceae
Source: the annotation of a GenBank genome assembly